Messenger RNA from Sinocyclocheilus grahami, 588 nucleotides. Its product is annotated as E3 ubiquitin/ISG15 ligase TRIM25-like. Gene Ontology annotation, molecular function: zinc ion binding. The transcript has a single exon. The coding region runs from base 1 to 588 and encodes 195 amino acids. NCBI's taxonomy places the organism in Eukaryota, Metazoa, Chordata, Actinopteri, Cypriniformes, Cyprinidae. The record is from RefSeq and is a predicted model, not a curated record.
AUGGCAGAAGCCAGAUUUUCUCAGGAUGAGUUGAUGUGUCCAGUGUGUCUGGAUCUGCUGAAGGAUCCAGUGAGCAUCCAGUGUGGACACAGUUACUGUAAGAGCUGUAUUACAGGCUGCUGGGAUCAGGAGGAUCAGAUGAGAGUCUACAGCUGUCCUCAGUGUAGACAGACCUUCAGUCCAAGACCUGCUUUAGCAAGAAACACCAUGCUGACUGAUCUGGUGGAGAAACUGAAGAAGACCAAACUACCUGCAGACUGUGACGCUGGAGCUGGAGAUGUGCAGUGUGACGUCUGUACUGGAAGAAAAUACAAAGCCGUCAAGUCUUGUCUGAUGUGUCAGGAAUCUUACUGUCAAACUCAUUUUGACCGUCAUGAGGAAUUUCAUUCACGUAAGCCACACAAAGUGACUGAAGCCACUGGACGACUGCAGGAGAUGAUCUGCCAGAAACAUGAGAAGCUCCUUGAGGUUUUCUGUCGCACUGACCAGAAAUGUAUAUGUGUGCUGUGUACGAUAGAUGAACAUAAAAACCACGACACUGUAUCAGCUGCAGCACAGAGGACAGAGAAACAGGUAUUUAUAUCUUGA